AUGGCUCAUCCUUCAAGCCUAUUCACUCUCAUUCAAAUACUGAAGAAGACAAUGAAGCCCCUCUGGACCAAGAUAGCGAUCAUGGUGGAGCCAACUUUCAGUCUUUGGAUAAUAACAUAUGCUAGUCUUGGUCAUCAAGCUAUGAGAACAUACACUAUCACUCAAAAAGGCUUCCAAAACCCUCUCAACCGCCAAUUUAUCUGCUGGGACUUAUUAGUUAAAGCUACCAGUGAAGACAAAGACAAAGCUGCUGCCUCCUUGGCCGAUAAAAUAAAGGUUUUACAGGAUAAUCAAGACUUGAAAGCUCAAGUAUUGGAAUAUGUUUGGAAGGGUUGCAUGCCAAUUAGAGGAUAG
Serpula lacrymans var. lacrymans S7.9 is the source of this 354-nucleotide messenger RNA. RefSeq lists its product as uncharacterized. The record is from RefSeq and is a predicted model, not a curated record. The transcript has 4 exons. NCBI's taxonomy places the organism in Eukaryota, Fungi, Basidiomycota, Agaricomycetes, Boletales, Serpulaceae. Bases 1 to 354 code for a protein of 117 amino acids.